AUGUACCUAACCGAAGUAAAAGCCCUCUACAUUGUAAAAGGCGGAAUAAAUAUUCCUCGAGAUAUUGGUGAUCAUUUACUCAAUUUAUUUCUCGUUUUCGUUGUCACUUCAUGCACUGGACCAACUGUUCAGUAUCUUCAAGUCGCGUAUCUUUUGUCGAAUCCUGCCCUUAAGAAUCAUCUCCUCCUCCGAACCUUCAUUGGAUCCAUUCCAUUCAUAGUAGCUGUUCCUACAUUUUGGUUGGUUUAUAUCGGGUAUACACCGAGUCCUUAUGAAAUGGAUAUAUCGGAAACAUUGAUUCAAGAAAUCACGGAACACGAGGACAGUUCUUUUUUGAUUGCUCCGGAAGAGAAAAUUAUGAUGGCUGAAACUGGCACCUAUGAAUACGAUGUCUCCGCUCGUAUAUGCACAUUCUUCAUGUUCACUGCAAUGGUAUUAUCUGUACUUGUAGUGAUUGUUUGUUUCUCUCACAUGCAGAAAAUGGCGAGAAAAAAGAAGUCGAUAACAAGUCAACAGUCCGUGAAGUCGCAGAAACAAUUGAACUUGCUUCUGAUGGUUCAGUUCAUCUUCCCCUUCAUCACCAUCCAUAUUCCCUUCUUCACUGCUUUCAUACUCCCAUAUCUGGAUAUCGAAUUCAAAAUUCUCUCAUCAAACCUACCGUAUCUCUUCGCUUGGUGUCCGGCAAUCAACCCCAUCCUAGUUAUUUGUAUGGUCAAGAAUGUUCGAGAUACUCUACUGAGCAAGAAAAACACGCCCAAUACUGGUGCAACAUUCACUUCCAGCCAAGCGCUCCAUGCCAAACAUUCAACUUCUUCUAGAAGAAGGAGUACCUUUUACAUAUAA
Caenorhabditis remanei is the source of this 843-nucleotide messenger RNA. RefSeq lists its product as uncharacterized. NCBI's taxonomy places the organism in Eukaryota, Metazoa, Nematoda, Chromadorea, Rhabditida, Rhabditidae. Bases 1 to 843 code for a protein of 280 amino acids. The transcript is spliced from 5 exons. The record is from RefSeq and is a predicted model, not a curated record.